AUGACGUGUCCUCGAAGAAUCCUUCCAAAAUGUGAACUUAAUUUUAAAGCAACGGCCCAAAAUCCAAUUAACUAUAAGUAUGGUCCACGAGCUGUUGCCAUGGGAGACUUCAACAACGAUACCUUGCUAGAUAUUGUUGUUGCCAAUUAUGCUGCUGACAAUAUAGCCAUAUAUUUUGGACAUGGCAAUGGCACCGUGGCAAGUCCAGUCAUGUUUUCAACUGGUUAUGGCUCUGCUCCAUACAUGAUUGCUGUUGGUGAUUUUGAUAACGAUCAUCGACUGGAUGUCGCUGUCGCAAAUUUCGGCACAAAUAGCGUCGGUGUACUUCUUAGAUUCCAAAAUGGGUCUUUUGAAAACAAACUAGUUUUAUCAACUGAAUCAUCUCGUCCAGUUUGGAUCCAUGUAGCAGAUCUUAACAAUGAUACAGCACUAGAUAUUAUCACUGCUAACUACGGCACACACAGUGUAAGCAUAUUUUAUGGAUAUGGGAAUGCAAACUUUUCAAAUCCAAGCACAUAUUCUAUAGGCUAUGAUUCUUUCCCGUUAGCAGUUGUUAGUGGCGAUUUCAACAACGACAAACAGAUGGAUCUUGCUAUCGCCAAUUAUGGUACCAAUAAUGUCGGUAUCAUGUUUGGAGCUAGUAACGGCACUUUCGCAAAACAAAGCACGCUCUUAACUGGUCUUAAUUCCCAUCCAUACUCGCUUGUUGCUGGUCAUUUAAACGAAGACACUAAUCUAGAUAUUGCCGUCACCACCUAUGGAGAUAACAGUGUUGGUAUACUUCUAGGUCAUGGUAAUGGAACGCUUGUAACCCCGAUGACAUAUUCCCUCGGUGCUGCUUCUCCUUAUUCUAUUGGAAUUGGUGACUUCAACAACGAUAAUCGAAUGGAUUUAGUCGUCACCAAUAAUGGCACUGACAAUAUAGCUCUACUUGUUGGGCAUGGCAACGGUACUUUUGCAAGCCCAAAACUGUAUUCAACUGGAUCUUCUUCAUCAAUCUCCAUUGUCAUAGGUGAUUUAAAUAGCGACAAUCGUUCAGACAUUGCCUUCAUCAACAAUGAUACGAGCACCAUAGGCAUCAUGCUUGCCUAUGACGAAUUUUUUCCUAUUCAAACGACAUAUUCCACUGGCACUUCUCCAUACUCUGUAGCCGUUGGUGAUUUUAACAACGACGCCCAUCUGGACAUCGUCGUCACUAAUGCGAAGGACAACAAUAUAAGUGUAAUUAUCGGAUAUGGCAAUGGCUCUUUUGCAAAUCAAAAGACAUAUUCAACUGGCGGUGGACCAUUCUCUGAAGCUGUUUGUGACUUUAACAACGACAACCGACUGGAUAUUGUCGUCGCUAAUUAUUAUGAUAACACCAUAAGUAUUCUUCUUGGACAUGGAAAUGGUUCUUUUUCAAAUCAAAAGACGUAUUCAACUGGCACUUACCCCAACUCUGUAGCUGUUGGUGAUUUUAACCACGACGCCCAUCAGGAUAUCGUCGUCACUAAUACGAAUGACAACACUAUAGGAGUAUUUCUCAAUUAUGAAAAUGGCUUCUUUGCAGAUCAAACGACAUAUUCAACUGGUACAACGCCAGUCUCUGUGGCUGUUGGUGAUUUUAAUAAUGAUACCCAGCUGGAUAUCGUCAUCGCCAAUCUUGAUGACAACACUGUAAGUGUACUUCUCGGAUAUGGCAAUGGCUCUUUUGCAAAUCAAACGACAUAUGCAACUGGUUCCAUCCCAAUAUAUAUAGCUGUUGCUGAUGUCAAUAACGACACUCAUCUCGAUAUCAUCGUCGUUAAUCAAAAGGAGAACACUGCUAGUGUACUUCUCGGAUAUGGAAAUGGCUCUUUUUCAAGUCAAACGACAUAUUCAACUGGCUCUACCCCAAGCACUGUAGCUGUAAGUGACUUUAACAAUGACACCCAACUGGAUAUUGUCGUUGCUAAUGUUGGUGACAACACUGUAAGCAUCCUUCUCGGAUAUGACAAUGGCUCUUUUGCAAAUCAAACGACAUAUUUAACUGGCUCUUACCCAAUUGCUGUAGCUGUUGGUGAUUUUAACAACGACACUCGACCGGAUAUUGUUGUCGCUAAUUUCAAUGGCAACACUGUAGGUGUACUACUUCGAUAUGACAGAGGAGCUCUGAAAAAUAAAAUCACAUUUGCGCCUACCAAUGGUUCUCGUUUGCGAAACUUUGCCCUUUUUGAUUUCAAUAACGAUAGCCUACUGGAUAUCGCUGUUGUCAAUUAUGGUACUAAUAACAUAGGUGUCCUUCUUGGACAUGGGAAUGGCACUUUUGGAAAUCAAAUGAUGCUCUCAACAGGCUUAAAUUCUCAUCCUUACUACAUCACUAUCCAUGAUUUCAAUAGAGACGGUCAAGCAGAUAUAGCUGUGGCCAAUUAUGGUGCUAAAAAUCUUGUUACGUUUCUGGGAAGUGGAAAUGGAACAUUUGAAAAUCAAGGACGUUACGGUAUAAAUUUUGAUUUCGCUCCAUUGAUUAUUGGUGCCAAUAGUUUUAACAAAGAUGGGCGUUCAGAAAUUUUCGUUGCAUACGAUGGCAUCGAUUAUGUAGAUGUGCUGGUUACAUACGACAUCGGAUCUUUCAGUAAUCACGAUAAAUAUUCAACUGACGUUUGGCCAAGAUCUGUAGCUCUUAGCGAUUUUAAUAACGACACCCAACUGGAUAUCGUCAUCGCUAAUCAGUACGACAACACUGUAAGUAUCCUUCUCGGACAUGGAGAUGGUUCUUUCACUAAUCAAACGACAUACUCAACUGGUUCUAACCCAUUCUCUGUAGCUGUUGGCGAUUUUAAUAACGAUACCCAUAUGGAUAUCGUCGUCGCUAAUCUUAAUGACAAUACUGUAAGUGUCCUUCUCGGAUAUGGCAAUGGCUCUUUUGCAAAUCAAACGACACAUUCAACUGGCUCUAACCCAAAGUCUGUAGCUAUUGGUGAUUUUAACAACGACACCCGACCGGAUAUCGUCGUUGCUAAUUGGGGUGACAACACUGUAAGUAUCCUUCUCGGAUAUGGAAAAGGUUCUUUCACUAAUCAAACGACAUACUCAACUGGUUCUAACCCAUUCUCUGUAGCUGUUGGUGAUUUUAAUAACGAUACCCAUAUGGAUAUCGUCGUUGCUAAUCUUAAUGACAAUACUGUAAGUGUCCUUCUCGGAUAUGGCAAUGGCUCUUUUGCAAAUCAAACGACAUAUUCAACUGGCUCUAACCCAAAGUCUGUAGCUAUUGGUGAUUUUAAUAACGACACCCAACUGGAUAUCGUCGUUGCUAAUUUAUAUGACAAUACUGUAAGCAUCCUUCUCGGAUAUGGCAAUGGCUCUUUUGCAAAUCAAACGACAUAUUCAACUGGCUCUGGACCAAGUUCUGUAGCUAUUGAUGAUUUUAAUAAUGACAACCGACUGGAUAUCGUCGUCACUAAUUGGAAUGACAACACUAUGAGUGUUCUUCUUGGAUAUGGCAAUGGUGUUUUUGCAAGUCAAUUGACCUAUUCAACUGGCAUUAGUCCAUCAUCUGUAGCUGUUGACGAUUUUAAUAAUGACACCCGGCUAGAUAUCGUCGUCAUUAAUCUAAAUGAGCCCACUGCUAGUGUAUAUCUCGGAUAUCCGAAUGAAGGCUUUCUUAAUCAAAUGAGACUCAUAACUGGGAAUGGAUCUCGGCCUAAGUCAUUCGCCAUUGGAGAUUUUAACAAUGACAGUCAAAUGGAUAUAGCAGUGGCGAAUUCAGGCAAUAACAAUAUUGGUGUCUUUCUGAGAUACGACAAUGGUUCUUUCAGAAAUCAAAUGGCAUAUGCAACUGAUUCCUCUCCGUGGUCGGUAGCUGUUGGUGAUUUCAACAAUGAUACCAUACUUGAUAUUGUCGUCGCGAAUCUUGGCAGUGACAAUGUUGGUGUAUUUCUUGGACGGGGCAAUGGUUCGUUUUCGAGCCAGAAAACGUUUACAACUGGUUUAAGCUCUCAACCAAACACGGUUGCUGUUGAAGAUUUCAACAACGACACCUUGCUAGACAUUAUUGUCGCUAAUUAUGGCACAAACAACAUAGGUGUGUUGCUUGGUCAUGGGAAUGGCUCCUUCACAAGUGUCAAGUUUUUUUCAAUCAGUUAUGGAUCUCUUCCAUUCUCAAUUUCCGUUCGUGAUUUAGAUAAUGAUGGAAAAUUGGAUUUCGUCAUCGCCAACGAAGGUGCUGACAAUUUAAACAUUUUUUUACAGACCUGUUAAUAUUACCACUGCUGCCUUAAGAUUUUUUUUCAUUGAUUCAUUAUUCCUAACUUCUGCUUAGCGCUACUAAUAUUUCUUCUAACUAUUUUUGUGUGUGAGUAUAUGUUAAGCAUUAAAAUAUUUUACAUGAAGAUAAGAAAUAUCAAGUGAAGCUAUGGCAAUACGUCUAAAUUUGACAAAGAAUUUCGUCAGAUGUAUGACAUGGAUAUGCCAAGCACAUGAUGAUGUGUUUCGCUCUUGCUUAAUGCUCUCAUCAUAUGACUAGACAAGAGUUUCUUUUUGAGUGAUAUUACGAUCGUAGAAACGAGAAAUAAUCUACAAUUAGCUUUUAUAGUUUUUUUUGAGACAUAGAGGAAAUUAUAUUUGACUGUUAAAGUAUUCCUGGACGGC
This is a messenger RNA of Rotaria sp. Silwood1, 4608 nucleotides long. NCBI's taxonomy places the organism in Eukaryota, Metazoa, Rotifera, Eurotatoria, Philodinida, Philodinidae. The record is from the annotation of a GenBank genome assembly.